UGUAGCAACAAGACUCGUUUUUCGAAUUUUAAUAUUUUUAAGGAACUAAAGUGACGCAUAAAAUUGAGUGACAAGUUCGAGAAAGUGUUUCAGAAUGUGAAAUGAAAGCCAGACCAGAAACGUUACAACCUCUAAUAAUCUACGGCAACCCACUGACCCCAAGAACAAGACGGGAAAUGAGUGAUCUUCAACACUAUCCAAGACUUCCUCCCAUUCGACCAGAUACAGCCGAUUCAGAGGACGGUGAACUAUCAACCGAAGCAAAUCAGGAAGUGACGCAUGAUGGCGAUAUAGCACUAGAUUUAGGCGAUAUUGACGUUGCAUGUAUAACGGAGAGAGGCACAGUUGGUUUGGAGUUCGGAAAUGAAAAUGACCGUCUGCAGGUUGCGUACACUCCCAUAGACAAUUUCCCAGGAGCAGGUACCAACGUGUCCACGGGUUUAGAGCCCUCUCCCCGUUCAGGCUCUCAAAACCCAACGCUUAUAAACGGGGUUAUACCUACAAGUAACAGUUCAGAAGAUGCUGAGGAAACGAGGGUGUUGAGUACACUGGAGGAGAUCGAGAGUCCACAAAGUGAGAUAGGUGAUUUACGAAAUAACGAUGCGCUCAACAGGAAUGUUACUAAAAGGCGUCCACCCUUCACAUCACCUGGGUUUAACUUGUCGACUGGUGUCGGCGUCAUGAGCUCUGAUGAUCGAAGAAAGAUACAUGGAAUGGAUAAAAAUAAUCCAACAGCUAUCCUCGAGUUUUCUGAAGACGAGGAAUCAACACUCGUUAAAGACUCCACCCUGGACGGGAAAAAAGUCGACGAAGAGCUCACAGAUGUAGCAAAAAAACAGCAAAACAUUUCAAAAGCUCCAGAGAUCAUCCUAACCACACCUUCUAUCGACAUAGAAGGUACCCAUUCACCUACAACAGAACAAGGAAAUGUUUCCCAAUAUGGCGGUGAGGGACAGAAGCCAAAUGAUGACUUUACUAAAACUGAUGACGUAGCAAGGCAACGUCAUGACGUUAUAUCCGAAAAAGAUGACGUCUUAUCCAAAAAUCAUGACGGUUUAGUCAAAGAUGUUACUGAUACCGGUGAUGAAUAUGAGAUCAGCUGCGACGAUGAGAGUGUUUAUACCACAGAUCCUUUGGACUAUGACGAUGACGAUUCAGAUGAUAAUUUGCUGACACUCGAAGAACAAGAAGAACAACAUCUGUGGGAUCUAGAAUUCGAAAAGAGAAAAGAUGAACUUGUUCGGGAGCAACAGAAAGUUGAGACAAGAAGGGCAGACUAUCUGAGCAAGUUGAACAGCCUGACGGACAGAUGGAAUGGUAUUGAAGCUCGUCUUGAAAAUAGACAAGUUGAAAAACGUCAUCAGUUAUAUGAGCAGCUUCAACAACUCGUUAUCAUGCAUAAACGAAAUUAAAUUAAAUUUGUUUU
Messenger RNA from Lottia gigantea (owl limpet), 1426 nucleotides. RefSeq lists its product as hypothetical. The record is from RefSeq and is a predicted model, not a curated record. Bases 102 to 1412 code for a protein of 436 amino acids. Lineage: Eukaryota; Metazoa; Mollusca; Gastropoda; Lottiidae. The transcript has 3 exons.